UGAAUUUGUUGUGAUAUCGAAAUGGAGGCAACGAUGAAGGUGAUGGGCAUUUUGGCGUUGCUUGUGAUCGUAAGCAUUGCCGGGGUUGAUGGAGCUGGAGAAUGUGGGAAAUCUUCUCCAGACGAUGAGGCAAUGAAACUGGCCCCUUGUGCAGCGGCUGCACAAGACGAGAAAGCUGGUGUUUCGGACAGUUGCUGCCUUCAGGUCAAGAAAAUAGGCCAGAACCCAACCUGCCUCUGUGCUAUUAUGCUUUCUGAUACUGCCAAGAAUUCUGGUAUCAAGCCCGGAGUUGCUAUCACCAUCCCCAAGCGCUGCAACAUUGCUAAUCGUCCAGUUGGAUACAAGUGUGGACCUUAUACAGUCCCUUGAGGGGCUGAUACUAUGAAGAAGAAGAAAACCAUGAGCUGUCCACUAGUUACUCAACCAUAUAACACUGCUGGUGUUGUAGUGAUUAUGUUGCAAUAAAAAGCUAGCAGUUUGUGUCUACCCAUCCUAAAUAAAGAUUGUAAUAAUAUCAGUAAAUAUCUGGCUUUUAUUAUCCAUCCCCAAUGUCUUCUUAUUUAUUUUUAUUUUUUUGUUUCUUGAAAGUUCAAAUAUAUUAUCCCUAACGAGCCAGGCAAUCAAAAGUUUGAAACCACAAACACAAUGGUCCACAUUCUAUGUAACGACUGUUGUGAUCAGUGGACCUUCUUUAAAAAAAAAAAAAAAAAAAAAAAACACUUGUUAUCAGUGGGUCACAUAUCGGAUAGAGAACAAACCUCAACCUAAAGCUAGCAGUUUGUGCGUACCCAUCCUAAAUAAGGAUUGUAAUAAUAUCA
Molecule: messenger RNA, 818 nt
Organism: Cornus florida
Lineage: Eukaryota; Viridiplantae; Streptophyta; Magnoliopsida; Cornales; Cornaceae
Product: putative lipid-transfer protein DIR1
Exons: 2
Coding region: 22-369 (115 amino acids)
Biological process (GO): systemic acquired resistance
Molecular function (GO): fatty acid binding
Source: RefSeq, a predicted model, not a curated record